This is a messenger RNA of Musca domestica (house fly), 4594 nucleotides long. It is a transcript of the gene dtn, whose product is annotated as transmembrane protein 132B. The transcript has 17 exons. Bases 371 to 4243 code for a protein of 1290 amino acids. Lineage: Eukaryota; Metazoa; Arthropoda; Insecta; Diptera; Muscidae. The record is from RefSeq and is a predicted model, not a curated record.
AUUCUUGUUCGUAUCCCUAAAUAAGAGUCUUUGCUUAAGAGAAGGAGUAAAAAUUGAAAACGGAGAAAAACAAUUAAUAUAUUUUUUAAAGUGUUUCGAAUUAAACAUAAAAUGAAGACAAAAUUGCGAAUUAAUUAAUUAUAAAACAACAUUUGAGUUUCUAUUUGCAAAGUACUUAAUAUGUUUCUACAAAUCUUACAAAUUUGCUGUAUAUGCUCCACCUACAUAUAAGUAAUUGAGAUGUCUAUACCAUUUCAUCGAAUGAAUCGAUAAAAGGAUACGUUGAUAUAAAUAUUCAGCGAAAUAUCGACUUGAAUUUCUCUCAUAGGAAAUAUCUUCAUUACAAAGGAGAUUCUGUAAGAAGAGCAGAAUGUUAGAAUUGUGUUUUCGGUUGGUAGUUAAUUCCCUGAUAUUUACCGUAACUCUUCAACUGUUACAGUCAUGCGGAUGCCAGGGCGUGGAAGUUCACUUUGAGUCGGCAGACAGCGGCUUUUUUUUGAAACAUGCUCGACAGCCACCAGUUUCUCCAGAGAUAUCUACCAGCCACUCUUCACCUUUGCCGCCUCUACGAACGCGUACAACUUAUGAUUCUAUUCUAUCUGUUGAUCGUUUCACAGUAGUUCAAACCACACAACCUGUAUCGAUAAGAGCUAGUUAUGGGCCCUUUUCUACUAAACAAACUGUGCCUGCAAGAUACAUUGUGCCAGAUACCAUGGAAGAUCAACAUAACUACCUGAAUAAUACAACUGCGGCAUUACUCGAGUUACAACAAACCAAUCUUCAUUUGGACAUAUCGGCACAUUUAGUAAGUUCCUACGUAUCACAGGAUUCUCCAGUGCUGCGUGUACUUUUUCAUGCAGGAGCUGAUCCAGGUGGGCACUUGCAACGUCAGAAAAUAUGUGUUCUACUACACGUAUCAAACGGAAAUCACGCCCCUAUAAAAGGAAGAUGUAUGCCAGAUGGGGAAGACGGAGUAUGUGUAGCUGAGGUUGUUAUACCUUUCAAUUGGUUUCAUUCAUUAUCGCCCUUGGUAAACAAAGAAAAUGCUAACAAUACCCCAAUAAAAGUUCCACAAAGAUUCGUUCAAGUUUCCUAUAGCGUCUUCGAGCCACCAAUUAGAAAUUCCGAACUAUGCGAGCCCAAAGUGCAAAUUCAACCUUUAACUUCAUUUGUUCAAGUUCCGCUUGUUGCUCCGAUGGAACCAUUUAAGGAAUUCCAAAUAGACGAUUGUCUGGUUAUUCUUCUUCCACAACAGCCUUUAUUCCCGAUGUCCAAAUUCCAUGUUCCAGUAUAUUUACAAUCUUCGGGAAAGAAUAUUUCUUCAUUUACAAUAAAAGCGCGAGUCAAAUCAGGAAUAAAAAUUUUAGGUGCAACCUCGUCGUCCGAUAUGUGGAAUAUUUCGAUAGAGAGAGAUAACUCUAAGCAUUCAACUGUAAGGGUGACGGCCAUUAGGAAAAAACUAGACACUAUUUUAGAAAACAACGUCACUUCUCAAUAUUUCGAGAAUAGAAUUGAUGAGAUAUUUACAUGGCUCUUGGAAGUUGCAGAUGAUACCAAAGACUUAGUUGAUGGCGGUAAAAUAGUGUGGUCUGUUACCUACAUAUAUGACAAUCCACGAGAAUCUUCAUUGGAAAUUGCUCCAGAUGACAACAAAAAGAGAAUAAUAGCUAAGUUAGAAGUAAACAAAGACGACAUCCAAGCCGUUUUACCUAUGGCGAAGAAUUGGGAAUUAAUGAACACAGCUGUUUUGACAGGACGUCAGGUGGCACAAGCGAUGAAAGUUUUUAUUGUCUCUCAAGGAGGAAAAGUUGCAGAUGUUACUUUACAAAGCUCAUGUUAUGCGGAAGACGAGAGCGUUAUAAAGGUAUCAUCUUCGUGUAGUUCCGUGUAUGUCGAUGGCUCUGAAAUCCGUGGUUCAUCAAACGCUUCUAUAAUGGUAAAAUACGGAACUUACAUUGGAGUUGCUAAAUUCGUUGUCUGGAUGCCGGAGUUUCCCCUUGAGGUUUACAUCAGCGAUUUUCGCCUUUCGCAAAUUAAAGGGUGGAAAGUAAUAGAUGAACAUCAAUAUAUACAUAAAAAAUCUCGUAGGAAAAAGAGAUCUUUUUUCCACGGCCAACAUAAUGGGGCUUAUUAUAACAAUGGUCUACUGGAAAAAAUGUCGUGCCGAGCCCGAUACCAACAAAGUCCGGUGGAAGUAUUUGCCAGAUUCGUUGCAGUUGAUCAGAAUUCUGGACGCAUAAGCUACUUUAUAUCACGUCGAACUGGAUUGCGAGUUACGGAUUUGGUACAACCAUUAUUGCGUGUAGCAGAUCCCAAAAUAGCCAGCCUAAAGGGAAGAAUUCUUCAAGGCAAGUCAAUGGGCCGCACCGAUGUUCAGGUUUUAUCGCCAAUAACAGGACGCGUAAUAGGGACAAAGGAGAUUCGCGUUGGCAGCGAUAAAGUAAGCCUUAUUAAACUUUCAGUUCGCGUUGUAUCAGGACUGCAGUUGACAAUUACUCCAGACAACAGUAUUGAAAAUGGUUACAUUGCUGAAACCGCAGUAACACACAAAUUGACAGCACAAUACCAGGAAGGACUGUUGGAUAUUGAUCUGGAGUUUUCGGAUGGAUCUCGCACCCCAUUAAGGGAUAUAUCCGUGGAAGAUUACUUCCUUUUGGUUGAAAGCUUAGAUACUGAAGUUGUGGCCUUUGCACCAAUGCUAGCCUCUCACCAUCCCCGAGUAAUCGCUGUGGGAGAAGGAAAUGGAAACCUACUUAGAAUUACACUACUUCUAUCGGAAGAAUGUCGAGUACGCCGCAAUGUAAUGUCAACAAAACAAACCCGAUAUAAUACAUCCCCAUUAGCGAGCGCCCUUGCUGCUGUUGAUGUUGACUUUAAUAAUGCAAACGAAAUUAUUAAUAAACAUGAAGUUGUACAAAACGAUGGAGUUAUUCGAAAAGAAAGAAAUAAAUACACUAACAAUGGUGGAGAUCUUGCAGAUAUAAUAGGCAUACCUUUACGUGAUUCCAGUCAUCACCAUGAACCUACCGUUCAAGCUAGACAGCACCAUGGAAACAGCCUAUCUACUGAUAAAACACAUUUUGGCUACAAGAAGAUUCCUAAGAGAAACAUGUCUUCAAUUGAAGUUGGAAUGUACGUUUUGUUGACUGCCUUCUGCUUUGCAAUUGUAGUCUUUGUUAUAUCGUGCGUUGUGUAUGCUUCAAAAUUUAAAGCUAUUCACGUUGAAAGUACUAUAGACUCGGAAGAUAUUUCAAAAGGAUCAUUGUCUGUGCCAGACAUAAAUAAAGAGUCAAAGUUUUUUACUGAAACAACAACAAAUGCUCAUGAUUGGGUUUGGUUGGGGCGAUCCACAAUGGAUAGAUCGUCAAUUCUGAGUUUCAAUUCACAAGGGCAAAACUUUAUAAAUCCACGCGACUCUCGAAUACGUAUAACAACAAAUCCUAUUGUUAACUGUGCAUCUAACAACACAACUGAGAGUAAAGCAACAUCAUUCAUGAACCCAAAUCCAACUACUAAUGUUGAAAUAAUUGGCCAAAACAACAAGCUUGUUGCUAAUGUGGAGAUUAAACCAAGCGAAUAUCGGCCACCUGUACCACCCCACAGAAAUAUUUCCAUAAAACACGUACUGAACCAAAACUCUUCAACUGCUGGCAAUCAACCAGACUGCGCCAAAGGAAGUGUAGCACCUAUGUGUGAUAGAAGCAACAUUUUAUAUCAACCUGCGGAGUCAUCGCUGUUCCACGAAAACCACUUAAAAACAUCGCCUGGACACCAUUCACUUAUUUGCAUGCCAAAAAAACAUAUUCAAUCUUUCCAAAAUUGUCCAAAAGCCUUUCAAGAAGAGAAGCAUAAUGCGGAAAAGUUGGUAGAGUGUUUGAACCAAAAAAUUAAUGUAUUUCAAUUCGAUACAUUGACUCCUAAUAAAAAUUCAGUAGAUUUAAUAAAAUCCAACAUGAAGAAUGAAAUUUCCCUUGAACAUCAAUCGCAGCAGUCAAAUACGAAGGCCCUUGUAAGUGAGUCGAAACCAGUAGAUGACAACCGCUCUUUUGUUAAACCUGAAUAUGGACAAUCACAUCACAAAACGUCUAGAGUGAAGAGAGCAACUGUAGUCGGAAACCCAAUGUUCUCAUCCACCGUAGAGGAUGAAAAUGAAGAAGAAGAAUGUUUAAGCCUAGAUGAUCUUGAUAUGGACUACGAACAGAUUAUGAAUUACUUUGACAAUUUAAAGGAAUCAAAUGCCUGAGUCCGAAGCAUUAUUUUCGAUGUCCAAAAAAGUCUAAGCAGUUUUCAACAACAAUAGAAAAAUAUCAAUGUCGAAGCUAGUCCAAAUCACUAACAAAACACAACACCAAAAUGGAGCUUGAAAUGGUCUAAUAUAACAGUUCAAACCACGCUGCAAAUCACUUUAAUGUUAUACUUAAUAUACAACGUCAAUGAUAUACUUACAUAUACAUAUUAAUAUAACAAUUGUAAAGCAUAAAUUAUUUGUUAUUGCAUAAUAGAUAUAACGUGCGACGUGUAAAAGUUUAAGCUCAAACACUAGGCGCAUGCUUACAAUAAAUUUAAAACCAGGAUUGUAACAUUUUCCAGCCAC